This is a messenger RNA of Megalopta genalis, 897 nucleotides long. It is a transcript of the gene RpS5a, whose product is annotated as ribosomal protein S5a. Gene Ontology annotation, molecular function: RNA binding; structural constituent of ribosome. Lineage: Eukaryota; Metazoa; Arthropoda; Insecta; Hymenoptera; Halictidae. Gene Ontology annotation, cellular component: small ribosomal subunit. Gene Ontology annotation, biological process: translation. The record is from RefSeq and is a predicted model, not a curated record.
GGUAACCACAUGGCCACAUGUCUCCACGGUUUUCAUAGAUCUCGUUAUAUCAACAACCCGUUGAAAAAGUGUUCGUACGAACAAAUUUUGAUCGGGGACUGAAUUGUUUCUCGCAUUGUGAUCUUUACAAAAGUUCUACGUUACAACGUUGAUCGUUCAAAGUUUCUAGUCCGGUUAUACGAAUUUGACAAACCAUGGCAGAUAUGGAAACGUUCGACGACGUAGUGGUUUCCACUGCGACAGCCUUACAAGUUACGCUUUCAGCCGAACUACCAGAAAUCAAGUUAUUUGGUCGAUGGAACUGCGACGACGUACAAGUAAACGAUAUGUCGUUACAAGAUUAUAUUGCCGUCAAAGAGAAGAAUGCAAAGUAUUUGCCACAUUCUGCCGGUCGUUACGCGGCGAAACGAUUUCGGAAAGCUCAGUGCCCCAUAGUGGAACGCCUUACAAAUUCGUUGAUGAUGCACGGCAGAAACAAUGGCAAGAAGUUGAUGGCCGUAAGAAUUGUAAAGCACGCGUUUGAAAUUAUUCACCUCCUUACGGGUGACAAUCCUCUUCAAGUUCUUGUAACUGCGAUUAUCAAUUCAGGACCAAGAGAAGAUUCUACGCGUAUCGGCCGUGCUGGUACAGUUAGGAGACAGGCGGUGGACGUAUCUCCGUUGAGACGUGUCAAUCAAGCAAUCUGGUUAUUGUGUACCGGUGCUAGGGAAGCUGCUUUCCGUAAUAUCAAAACAAUCGCGGAAUGCCUAGCCGAUGAACUUAUCAAUGCUGCGAAAGGUUCGUCGAAUUCGUAUGCGAUCAAAAAGAAGGAUGAACUCGAACGUGUUGCAAAGUCUAAUCGAUAAACACCAUUUUUUCGUAAAAAUAUACAAAUAAAUGUUCCACCUUUGAACAAAA